UAACCGCAGCUCCGCCCCUCUCCGAGACUUUGGAACUUGGCUGCUUCGCCCCGAAUGCCCCCUCUCACCUGAUCCAGCUGAUCGGUGACCUCACUCAUCCUCGGGAGCGAAUUUGUAUGUAUUGUGCUGCUGGUGCAUAAAGACAUUGGUUGUCUGUACAAAGAGCGAGUUGUUUGUUUCCAAGUUUUUUUGAAUCUCACCAGCGGGUUCUUGGAGCAAACACGCCCUCGACCUCGAGCUAUAUUAGGCGCGCUCGCUUCGGCAAACACCUCCACCACUUCAACUUCCUUCCGCCUUCUACCUCCAGGCUUGCUGAACUCCUCGACAUCUACAUCAUGUCGAACAAUUUUGGCUUUGGCUCCAUGCCUGGAAUGGAGUCCCUCCAGGAUUUCUACUCGAGCUCACAGUCCUACCAAGAUGACCUGUGCGGGCUCGACAGCUCCUUCGAUAACUCCUGGAUGGAGAACCUCGAUCCCAAGCUCAAAGUCCUGAACCAACCUCAAGCUCCCUUUUCAUGGCAAGUUCAACACCAUUUCCAGCAACAAAGUCAACUACAACAACCUAUGCAACGCUUUAUUCAGGAACCAGAGAGAACCUUCUUUUCUGCUGCUCCUCUUGCUACCACACCACAAGGAUUCUUUGACAUGACGCGUGCAGGAGCUCCUAUCUCCACGCUUCCACGCGCUUAUCAAAACCGCAUGGGUUCCCCGUCACCAUCGCAAGGCGCGGUGACCUCGACGUGUAGCAGUGGUUUGAGCCCACCGGCUGAAAACGAUUGGCCCCAAGACAACAUCUUCUCACCUCAGGUGCGAGGAGAGGAGCUUCAACGGAUGUCUCAAUUCGGCCAUUCACACCAAAAUGAUUUUCACUUCGAGCAAUUCCAAUCCCAUGGCUCUCACGUCCAGCUCAGCCAGAUCCAAGGCUUCUCGGACAUGCCUCCAGAGGAAGUUUGCUACGAUGGCGACGAGGGAUACGACGAGAUGGCCAUGAAGACCGAGUACAACACUGAAACCGAUAACCGCAUCUUCAAAGUGGAAGGCGGUCAUUCCUCGUACAGAUACCCAAGUGACGAAGGCCUCGGCGAAUCCAUCAAGGACGAAAGCUCCCCACAAAACAGUACUAUCCAUGUCGAGCACGACGCACUGUCCGACGCAGACGCGGAUGCGGACGGAGACAUUGACCAGGAGAGCAUUAUCGGCGUCGUCAACGGCGGCGAUGACGAUGAUGUCGAGUACACGCCCAAGUCUACACGUUCCCGGAAGCGGGUUGCCUCCAACUCUAAGACUAUCACCCCUCCCUCCAACAAACGUUCCCGCACCACCAUCAAGUCCUCUCCAAACUCCAAAGCGGCCAAGGGACAACUCCAAUGCAAAUCCUGCGACCACGCGCCUUUCAAGGACGCCGCAGCCCUCCAACGCCACAACGCAGGCACACACACUCGAGCCUUCAUCUGCGUCUUCGCCUUCGCCGGCUGCAACAGCACCUUCGCCUCCAAGAACGAGUGGAAGCGGCACGUCUCGUCUCAACACCUGAACCUCUCCGCCUGGAUCUGCGAGCUGCAAGGAUGUGCCAAAGUCCUCUCUAACCCCAAGGUCGGCGGCCCGCCCGUCAAAGGCAGCGAGUUCAACCGCAAGGACCUGUUCACGCAGCACCUCCGGCGCAUGCACACCCCGUUCACGGUCAAGCGCCAGCAGAAGAAGAACCCCGAAUGGGAGGAGAAGCUGAAGGAGCUUGCAGUGUCUUGCUCGCGGGUUAAGAGGCAGCCGCCGCAGCGGUUGGCGUGUCCGUUGGCCGCGUGCGGCGCCGUGUUUGAGGGGCAAACGUGCUGGGAUGAUCGCAUGGAGCAUGUGGGAAAGCAUUUGGAGAAGGUGGCUACCAUGGCGAAGAGCGCUGAGGUGAGGCAGGAGAAUGAUGCGUUGCUUGUUCAGUGGGCGCUGAGGGAGGGGAUCAUUGAGACGAAGCAGGGCGGAAGUGGAUACCGCCUUUGCUCAGGUGGCAGAGAGACUAGGGUCGGUGAUGAGGAUGCGGAGGGCGAGGAGGAGUGAGCAUCUGCGGAAGAAUGAGCAUCCAGGGGCAGCGAGCUUGCGAGCAUGUCGUCUCUUCCUCUUUUUU
Messenger RNA from Hyaloscypha bicolor E, 2112 nucleotides. RefSeq lists its product as uncharacterized. The record is from RefSeq and is a predicted model, not a curated record. Bases 336 to 2045 code for a protein of 569 amino acids. NCBI's taxonomy places the organism in Eukaryota, Fungi, Ascomycota, Leotiomycetes, Helotiales, Hyaloscyphaceae. The transcript has 2 exons. Gene Ontology annotation, molecular function: DNA-binding transcription factor activity.